Cygnus atratus (black swan) is the source of this 5257-nucleotide messenger RNA. It is a transcript of the gene NUP35, whose product is annotated as nucleoporin 35. Lineage: Eukaryota; Metazoa; Chordata; Aves; Anseriformes; Anatidae. Gene Ontology annotation, biological process: regulation of DNA-templated transcription; nuclear pore organization; NLS-bearing protein import into nucleus. Gene Ontology annotation, cellular component: nuclear membrane; nuclear pore central transport channel; nuclear pore nuclear basket. The record is from RefSeq and is a predicted model, not a curated record. Bases 114 to 1076 code for a protein of 320 amino acids. The transcript is spliced from 9 exons. Gene Ontology annotation, molecular function: phospholipid binding; single-stranded DNA binding; structural constituent of nuclear pore.
GGAGGCGGGCCCGGCACAAGAUGGCGGCCGGGCGGCUCGGAAGUGACGGCGGGAGGAAGGGCUGGCCCGUUUGAAAGCGCUGCUGCCGCUGGCCCUUUCCCGCCGCCUCCGCCAUGGAGCCGCCGGCCGCAGGAGCUGAGCCGAUGACUCUGGGCUCCCCCAUGUCUCCCAAGCCAGGAGCCAGCGCUCAGUUCCUCCCCGGGUUCCUGAUGGGAGAUCUACCUGCUCCGGUGACUCCACAGCCCCGCUCCUUGAGUGGCCCUUCUGUUGGCGUAAUGGAAAUGAGAUCUCCUCUGCUUGCAGGUGGCUCUCCCCCACAGCCAGUAGUCCCUACGCACAAAGAUAAAAGCGGUGCUCCACCAGUUAGAAGCAUAUAUGAUGAAUUAUCUAGUCCUGGACUUGGAUCUACACCGCUAACCUCAAGAAGACCAGCCAGCUUUUCCCUAACACAGAGCCCGCUGGUUGGAAAUAUGCCAUCAACCCCUGGAACAGCUUCAAGUAUGUUCAGUCCUGCAAGUAUUGGACAGCCCAGAAAGACUACUCUAUCUCCUGCUCAGCUAGAUCCUUUUUAUACUCAGGGUGAUUCCCUAACUUCAGAAGAUCAACUUGAUGACACAUGGGUAACUGUAUUUGGAUUUCCUCAAGCAUCUGCUUCAUAUAUUCUUCUACAGUUUGCUCAGUAUGGAAACAUAUUAAAGCACGUGAUGUCCAACACAGGAAAUUGGAUGCAUAUUCGAUAUCAGUCUAAGCUUCAAGCCCGAAAAGCCUUAAGCAAAGAUGGAAGAAUUUUUGGUGAAUCUAUCAUGAUCGGUGUCAAACCUUGUAUAGAUAAAACUGUGAUGGAAAACUUUGAAAGAAGCUCUACAUCUUCAGUGUCUUCAGUUUUCACUCCACCUACGAAAUCUGUAGGCACACCAGUACAACCUGCAAAUACUACAAGAAUUUCUACAAUGAGACCUCUUGCAACAGCAUAUAAAGCUUCCACUAGUGACUACCAGGUGGUUUCUGACAGACAAACGCCUAGGAAAGAUGAAAGUAUUGUAUCUAAAGCAAUGGAAUAUAUGUUUGGCUGGUAAUAUACAAGAGGAAGUAACAUACUGAGUUGGUCAGGGUUUGAAAUAUGCUGCUGUCAUCAGUGGUUAGUUGUAUAACUACUGGUGUCAGUAUUUUAAUUUGCAUCUCACCUGUUAUGCCUUCAAGGAAUUCAGCAGACAUGUAGCUUGCACUUUAAAUGAUGGCAAUGUACACAUGGUUUUAAAAACUGAAUCCGUGUAAAUAAGUGCUUGUUUCCUGUUUGUGCUCUGAAUGCAUGAUUGUAAAAAUAUAAGCACUGACUUUUCCUCUGUGAUGACUUUCUGUGAAUUACUUCCCAGUAAAGAUGAUGGGCUACUUGCAGGAAGAAUGCUAUUUACAGCUGGCUCCCAGGGACAGGGACGGUUCUUAGUACAUGUGAUUUUAAUUCUUUUUUAGUCUGGAUUCAUUGCUGUUUUACGAUUAUCUGACAUCUUGUUCUAAAUGCCACAUCAACCUUUUAAUUGUUUUAUUAAUAAAGCUAAGUAAAGUUAAGUUUUCUUAGGCUCUUUUUAGAGAAGUAUGAGUUCUAGUUCUAUUAGGAAAUACUGUUUGCAUUACUUUUAAUAGUAUGAUGCUGCUUAAUCUUUAUAGAAGUGUUUAUCAGCUGAGCAGAUGCUGUUGACUCUUAUUGAAGUACCAACCUGUGUUAAAACUAGUUAGGGUUUCAGUAUUUUUACUUGUAAGAAUGCUUAAACUACAUAUUCCUAUGUAAGUUAUCUCCAUGGGUAUUUCAUUGUGGUAUGCACUUCAAAAGUUAACACAUUGUAGCACCUUCUACACUGUAAAAUGUUGAGCUAAAAUAACUGAAUAGAAAAAUGCAGUAUGUCAGUGACCAGAGCUAUGUUCAUUUCAGGACUCUAAUUCCUUCUAAGGUAUUGUGUGAACGAUGAAUUUUGUUUUUACAAUUGAACACUUCCCCUUCAUCUCCCCCCCACAAGUGUUUUCUUGGAGUUGAGCCACUUCAGAAAUCACGUUCAUUGUAUGAGCUCAUAGUCUUUGAGAUGGCUGGGAAAAGAAUAUUUUUUUCUCCAAUACUUGGUAAACUACAUGCAACUAUUACUGUUUUAUGAUUUUUUUGGCUGUUUUAGGGAUGGCCAUUUUAGUUUGGGUCAAUAGUGUAUGCUCCUAAAGUGAAGCUCCAGUCAUACCUAAUCAUAAUGUUUUGCUUCAUACUGCGAUGUGGUCUCAAAAUUCAUCAGCUGCACUUUUCAGAUUAUUUUAGCUGAGAAGAUUAGUCCACGAGCAUGCCUAAUAUACUCUGGAUGCUAAUGGGCAUUCAAUUUACAGGAUUAAGCUCAAGAAAGUCCUGAGUAAAAUCCCUGAAGUGCUGAGUGAGAAGCCAAGUUCUCUGCACUUACUGUGGUUGGGCUGCGUGACUUUCUUAUGUAAGUUGACUUGAUGUACUAUGCCUGUGCUCCUUACGGGUGGGGGUGGAGGAAGAAUGAAGAGGAAAAAUAACUUGGAGCUGAAAGGCUAUAUUUAUCAGAUGUGGUUAUAGUCUUGUGAAAACUACCUUUCCACAGAUUCUCAUAGGAAGAACUACUGUAAUUGCUCUAUAUCUUCUGUCUUUUUGCAGAUGGUUGGAAUUUAGGGAGAGUUAGAACCUGAGUCUGAUUUGGUUCAGGUUUUAAAAUGAGUUUAAAUGAAUCAUGGCAGGCUAGGGCAGAAGAGAGUGAAUGGCUGAGUGAAAAUAAAGAACUGUGGUCUAAUUAGAAAAGUGGAGUUUUUUUGUAGAUGCACCUGGGGAUUAGGACCAGUUGUGCCAAGGUAUGCUUCCAAAGCUAAUCGAUUAGCCAAGUGUGGAGAAGCAGGUUUGUUUACCACACAGAACUCCAGCCAGACGCAGCCAUCAACAGCGCUUCCGAGGCCUUAAACUUUGGAAGUCAGCCCAGAGAUCUCUGGGUCUAACAAGCUGUGUUUCUACUCUGAUAGUGCAUUUAACAAUAGUUGUGGGACAUACUAUAACCCCAUUUGGUUGGAGGUUGUCAAUUAGUUGCAUGUUUACAUAGAAUGUGAGUAAAUCUGUUAGUGCAUGUCUUUUUUUUUGCACUGUCCUUGCGCACUUCAGUCUCUCUUUUGCAUGAAAGCAGCAUGCCUGUAUUGUUCCUUUGUUGCAGUACAGCUAAUUAGUCCUCAGUGUUGGCAGGGCAAAUGGAUUCACAAUAUAGCACUGUGCUGUACUAUUUCCAGUUCUGAUACUAACUUGUUCCUUUCUAUCUCAGGGUGCUUUGUACUUUAUGGUUUAAAAGUAACCUAUGUGCAGGCAGGUUCAGAAGGUUUUUGAGAUGCAUUUAACUGUAUUUGCUGGCUGACACUUUAAGAAAGCUUAAGAAAGGAGUUGGAGACAAAGUUGUUAGUUUGGUUAAACUGUUAUACCAUUAGGUACCAAAUUUAAAACUGCUAGUAUUUUUUUCCCCACUUGUUUAACUUAGUCCCUUGAUCCUUGAAGCUGUAGGGAUGAUUUUUCUUAUAAGUCAUUGCAGUUUCCUGUUCAGUAAAAGCACCAGGGAGUACUGGAUGUAGUUUACGUUGUUCUGAAGGCAGUCAAUAGGAGAAGACAAAUGAGAACAGAUAACAUCUGUGUCCUUGUGGUCAGUAGCAUUAGCAGCUUCUCUUCAUAUGGCUUCUGCUGGUGAAGGCUCCCCUUAAUAUGUUGACCUAGUGUCAUGCACUAGGUAAGCCCUGCUGUCUGGGUUUACUGACUAUGAGAACAUUAUGGUCCCACACUGCCAGAAGCACAGCAUGGUUUUGUUGCAGCGUGGUCCUCAUGGUCUUUAUUAGUCACAUAAGUGUACAGGGGCCGUGUGUGAUGAAAGGGCUGGGGAGACAAAUAAAAGUGAAGAAUCUCUAACACACGUGGGAGAUCCUCAAGUAAACCUUUUCAAGGCUAACUGCUGUUGGUAGGUAGUAUUGCAUCUAAAAAUCCAGUUCUUCCUCUUUGUUAACUAUGUAUCUGCUGCUUGAUAAUAAGGAAGGAUUCUCUUCUAGCUGCAGCUACCAGUGACUUGCAUUAUAACCAAGGUUAAGGACUUCAGCUACUGAUGCAUAAUGUUCAUGAAACUCUGUUCUGGUUUCAGUUGUAGGGGGCUUCUUGAAAGAUUGCAGACUGUUUUUCAUGGGAUCAUUACUUUAAAAUAAACCUGUCAUGAAUAUUUGCUUUCUGUCUGACUCGAUUGCGAGUUACUCAGGAAUCUAGUCCAUUUACCUAAAUCGACAGUUUUUUAAAUUAUAUAGGGAUUUGUUGUGUUGUUUCUAUGGUAACUUCACUAUUUUUUGGUAGAGGUUUUUGUAGCUAGCAAAUAGUAUUCUUGUCUUCUCUUUCUUCCAACCCCUCCUCAAACUAGUUUUCUAGUAACUUUGAAAGUGAGUGAUGUUUAUUCGGGUAGUAUAUUUACAGUAACACAAUGAUGAAAUGUUAGAAUACAUCAUCAUGUCUACCUUUCUAUUUUAAACUAAUUUCAAGUUGUAGGCAUCUACCUCCACCUUGUGGCAGUUCAUCAGAACUUCAUUAGGAGGUUUAACUGAUAUUGAGUGGGCUAUGGUAUGUUAAUAAUACUCUGGUUAGGCGGUGCAUAAACAGUCCUGUGAGAAAAUAGUACUUAAAUGUCUCUUAGUGCUUACAUAGUAAAAGAAGAGAUAAAGAUGAAUUUAUCCAGUAUCUUAAUGUAGGGCUAAUUCAGACUUUUAAUUGUUGCUUCAACGGAAUAGUUAAGCUUUAUUUCAAGUCUUAACAGCAUUUACUCAUCUUGUUGUUUUGUGAUGGAUAAACAGAAGAAAAUUUAUUUUCAUGGAUAAUACAGUAAAAUCCAUUUUGUGUGAACGUAAUAGGCUUUUUUUGAUACUGGGUACAUGUAUAAGUAUACAAGAUUUUAACCAGUUUAAUUUGACUGUAAAUGUCUGGACCACAGAUGGGUCUUCAUAAAUGUUGUGCUGCUUAAAUAAGUUUUUUUUUUUUUAAAAAGUAAGCUAUUCAACUGUUAGAUAAGUGAAAACAAAAUAAACUAGGUUAUGAAUAACUUGGAAUCUGGAGUGGGUUUUCUAAAUUUGAGACUGCAGGUGGUAAGGCACUGGAAUAAACAUCCUAGAUCUCUAGUGAAAACAUCAGUCCUCAGGCAACUUUGUGGCUUUGUGGUAAGCUAUUUUUCUUAUUAUUUGUUUGGGUAACAGUAAAAGAUGUUCUUUU